Messenger RNA from Miscanthus lutarioriparius, 2523 nucleotides. NCBI's taxonomy places the organism in Eukaryota, Viridiplantae, Streptophyta, Magnoliopsida, Poales, Poaceae. The record is from the annotation of a GenBank genome assembly.
AUGCCUUCGUCCAUUGGAAAUGGCAACGCUGGGCAAGCGGCGGAGCUCGGCAGCAAGGACCGGACAUGGCAGAUGCGCAAGUACCUCCUGCUACUCGCCAUCCUGGUGGCGACGGUGACCUACGUGGCCGGUAUGGACCCGCCGGGGGGCGUGUGGCUGGAGACCGAGGACGGCCACCGCGCCGGCGACCCGAUCCUGCCCGACACCCGACCCAUCCGGUACAGGGUGUUCUACCACGUGAACGCCACGGCUUUCGCGGCGUCGCUCGUGAUCAUCGUCCUCCUGCUGUUCCUGAGGAAGGACGCCAUGCGCAUGCUGCUGGCCGUGCGUGUCGCCAUGGUGCUCGACCUGGUCUGCCUCAUGCUGGCCUACGUCACCGGCGCCUGCAGGGGCUCUGCCAUCACCGUCGUCGCCUCUGCACUCAGCGCCGCCGUGAUCCUGCUUGUCCUGGUGGCCAUAUGGCUGCAACAUUACGCGAAGAAGACGGCGGCCGGGACCCAGAAAAGCAGCAGAGGCAGGCACCUCCACCGCGAGGGGCGCAAGAUCCUGAUGCUGGUGUCCAUCUUCGCGACGACGGCCACGUACACGGCGGGGCUGAGCCCGCCGGGUGGCUUCUGGGAGCAUGACCAUGGCCACCGCGCCGGAGACCCCAUCCUGCUGGAGCGCCACGCGCGAUGCUUCUUGGCGUUCUUGGUCUGCAACACCACUGCCUUCGCCGCGUCUCUCGUCACCAUGACGCUGCUCCUGAGCAGGCAGCUUUCCAAGGUCAGCGGGCACCUGAGCGCACCGUACGUGUGCGUCGCGGUGGCGCUGAUCGGCCUGCUGGGAGCCUACGCAGCCGGGAGCUGCAGGGAGACGGACACCGCCGUCGGCGUCUACGUCCUCUGUUUGGUCGGUGCUGUUCUCGUGUGCAUAUCCAUCAUCGCCUACAUCGAGAACCAGUACACACUGGCAUCACAAGCUCCUGAAGGAGAAGGACCACCGGACGGAGCGUCGCGAAACGGUGAGGCCGAUACGAAUCCACUGGACAAGGCUCGGUCUCUGAUACUGCUCCUUGCCACUCUGACGGUGACCGUCACGUACCAAGCUGGUCUCAACCCACCCGGCGGAGUCUGGAAGGAGACCGGCGACGGGCACGUCAGCGGCGGCCUGGUCCUCCUCGAGACGCACACGAGGCGGUACAAGGCCUUCUUCUACUGCAACUCGGCUGCCUUCGUGGCGUCCAUUGUCGUCUUCAUCAUGGUGCAGAGCAGGUCGCUGGUCAGCCAGGGUGGCCGGCACGCGCUGGAAGCCGCUGUCCUUCUGGACCUGUUGGCGCUCGUGGGAGCGUACGGCGCCGGGAGCUGCCGGGAUGUACGCACCUCCGUCUAUGUCUUCGCCUUGGCUGCUGCCGUCUUUGUGUACGUGGUGAUCCAUGUUGUGAUCGAAAAGUCUUCUUCUGAUUCUACGAUGACGACGGUGAGCAAGGAGGAGGUCGAGCUCGAGAAGAAGCGGAAGCUGCUGUUGCUCCUUGCAAUCUUGGUCGUCACCAUCACCUACCAAGCUGGGCUGACUCCGCCCGGCAAGUUCUGGCUGGAGCACGGCUCCGGCGACGAAGCGCACAAAGUGGGCGACCCGGUCCUGGCCGACAACUACCCGAGGCGGUACAAGGCCUUCUUCUACAGCAAUUCCACAAGCUUCAUGGCGUCCGUUGCCGUCACCGUCUUCCUGUUGAGCCGCAACCUGUCCAAUACAGGCACAAGAUACUGGACCGCGCUCUAUUUCUGCAUGGGCGCCAGCUUCAUCGGCCUGAUGUGCGCCUACACUGCCAGCACCAUGCUGACGGUGCGGGCGUCGUCCAUCGUCGUCGCCUUGGUCGCCGUGGUGCUCGUCUUCACCGGCCUACACGCCAUCCUCCACCAUCGCAACGUCCCGAGGUGGAUUUCGCGGUGGUGGCAUUGCUGUCCAUCGGACAACCACCACAAGACAGAGACCGGGAACGGGGACUCCAAAUCCAAGCACUCCGCCAGCGUCGAGUACCGUGAGCGGUACAGGAUGUGCAAGUACCUGAUGCUGCUGGGGAUCCUGGCCGCGAGCGUCACGUACCAGGCCGGCUUGGUCCCGCCGGGCGGCGUUUGGCCAGCCGACGGUACCGGGCACGGCGCCGCAGGCGACCCAGUCCUCCGCGACACCGACACCCGCCGGUACCGCAUGUUCUUCUACAGCAACUCGGCGUCCUUCGUGGCAUCCGUCGUCGUCAUCGUGGUCGUGCCGCUGCUGAUGCAGGGGGCGCUGCCGGUGGCCGGCUUGCCCAUGCCUGUCGGGGCGAUGUACACGGUGGUCGUGCUUGACCUGCUUGGCCUCCUACUGGCUUACGCCACCGGCAGCAGCAGGGACUGGGCCACGUCCUGGUACGUGCUUGCCAUGGCCGCCACCGUGCUGACCUACGUCGCCAUCUACAAAGUUUUAUCCUCCCGCGGCGGUGAUUCUCGCCAGCAGCCGGACCCGCAACAAAUGCCGAUACGUCGAGUAACUGAAAUUUAA